Carassius carassius (crucian carp) is the source of this 750-nucleotide messenger RNA. It is a transcript of the gene cxcl12b, whose product is annotated as chemokine (C-X-C motif) ligand 12b (stromal cell-derived factor 1). Gene Ontology annotation, biological process: positive regulation of cell migration; axon guidance; induction of positive chemotaxis. The record is from RefSeq and is a predicted model, not a curated record. The transcript has 4 exons. Bases 92 to 385 code for a protein of 97 amino acids. Gene Ontology annotation, cellular component: extracellular region. NCBI's taxonomy places the organism in Eukaryota, Metazoa, Chordata, Actinopteri, Cypriniformes, Cyprinidae. Gene Ontology annotation, molecular function: chemoattractant activity; chemokine activity.
UAACACAUCGCAGAGCGCUGAGACGCCACACUGAGCUCUGGAAGCUAGCCGGGACGGACAAGCCACACACACACACACACACACACUUGGCAUGGAUAGCAAAGUCCUAGCGCUGGUGGCCCUGCUGACGGUCGUCAUAUGGAGCCCAGAGGCUGACGCUAAACCCAUCAGUCUGGUGGAGAGAUGUUGGUGCCGGUCCACUCUCAACACCGUCCCGCAGAGGAGCAUCCGUGAGAUUAAGUUCCUCCACACACCCAGCUGCCCUUUCCAAGUCAUUGCCAAGCUGAAGAACAACAGAGAGGUCUGCAUCAACCCCAAGACCAAAUGGCUGCAGCAGUAUCUAAAGAAUGCCAUUAGCAAAAUAAAGAAGAAGCGCUCAAAGUAAACACCUGAGGAUGUGCGAGGAGGACCACUGUGCAUCUCUGACCUCCAAAGAGUCGCCCGUCCUCUUCUCUCGCUCUUUGAUCACUCCUCCUCUUUCUGGACUGCUCGCACAAACAGCACUUCACCUAAACCUGCCUCUCAAGCAUCCAGACAGACUUCAGCUCACCAAAACACAAGCCAACACCUUUCUCCUGACGCACUGCUGCUGCCGCUGUGAUUACUGACUGAAUGAAGCCUCUGAAUGUGACCGUGAAUGUUUGAAUGCGAAGGCAAGAGAGAUAUCUACAGGUUUUCCACAGCUUAAAGGGCAGAAAAAUGAGAGUUUGUGUCAUUGUUGUGAGGGAUGUCUUACCUUUAGGAUAGUUU